This is a messenger RNA of Asparagus officinalis (garden asparagus), 4388 nucleotides long. Its product is annotated as probable LRR receptor-like serine/threonine-protein kinase At4g26540. The record is from RefSeq and is a predicted model, not a curated record. Gene Ontology annotation, molecular function: ATP binding; protein binding; protein kinase activity. Gene Ontology annotation, biological process: protein phosphorylation; hormone-mediated signaling pathway. Lineage: Eukaryota; Viridiplantae; Streptophyta; Magnoliopsida; Asparagales; Asparagaceae. Gene Ontology annotation, cellular component: plasma membrane.
AAUCCAACUUAAAGAACAAUGUAAUCUAUGCCCUAUUGACAAAGCAACAAACAAACACAGUACAGGUGUUGCGGACCGAAGCUGAUUAAAUCGUGCUCGUCAUUUGAAUUGUACUUGAAGUUGGAAGAGGCGCAAAUCUAGAUCUAAGUAACUUUGCACAUUCACGAGUUACUACCCCCCAAUUAAGCAAAGAAUAAUAACGAUCAGACGCUCUCUUUCUAAAAGCUGGCGCCCGGUGAAUCUUGGUCACCUUUACCUUGUUUUCCUCUACGAGAGAUUGUCACGCUGUCAUGGGUUCUCUUCCCCAUAACCCCAACUCCACUUCCAUGAACAUGCCUUGUGUCUCGAGACACCAUGUUACCCGUGAAUUUUAAGUUAAAUAUAAUUAACCGCAUCACUCUCCUCAUCUUCUUGCUAAUAAACAAAUCUUAAGGCUUGGGUCACCGUUGCCAUCAUCAUCAUCAUCCAUAUUAUUCCAUUUUCUCCCCGGCCCUCUCAUGGCCCCAGCUGUUGUUCUUGGAUCCGGAGAUUCUGGGCCUGCUUUUGUACUACCCCCCCAUAUAAAAUCUCCUUAGCACGCACCGCAUUGUGAACUAUACACAAGCUCAUGUCGUCUCUCCCUCCUCCUCCACCCUUCUACGCUUAAUUAAGGCGACCACCUCGCCAGCUCUCGGAGAAAGGGAUGCCUAUGAAACAGGUCACACGGGCAAUAAUAGCCCUCUUCUACCUCCUCCUCCUCCUCUCGUUUCCUAUUGCUCUCCUCGCCGUAAACCCACAAGGCGAGGCUCUGCUCGCAUGGAAGCGGACCUUCAACGGGUCGGUCCAGGCGGUAUCCGACUGGGACGGGUCCGACCCGACUCCUUGCCGGUGGUUCGGAGUCAAGUGCGACGCCAGAAGCGACAUUGUGGAGCUCAGCUUGGAGCACGUCGAUCUUUUUGGUCGGAUGCCGACCAACUUGAGCGCGCUCGGGUCCUCGCUCACGAGCCUAGUACUCACCGGGACGAAUCUGUCUGGUCCGAUACCGCCCCAGCUGGGGUCGGACCUUCCCCUACUGAACCUGCUCGAUUUGAGCAACAAUGAGCUCACCGGGGAAAUACCAGGGGGGUUGUUUCGCCCGGGAAGCAAACUGGAGAGGCUGCACCUGAACUCGAACAUGCUCGAAGGUGAGAUUCCCGUCACCAUCGGCAAUCUUACCGCGCUCAGGUGGCUGAUUCUGUACGACAAUCAGCUCGCCGGGAGAAUCCCGGGCAGCAUUGGACGGCUUAGCGGCCUACAAGUGUUUCGCGGCGGAGGCAACAAGAAUUUACAGGGAGAGUUGCCGCGGGAGAUCGGAAACUGUUCGAGCCUGGAGAUGAUCGGUCUCGCUGAGACCAGCAUCUCUGGCUCGCUGCCCGGAUCGCUGGGACAACUUAAGAAGCUGGAUACACUCGCGAUUUAUACUGCCCUCAUCUCGGGCGCGAUACCGCCUGAGCUCGGACGGUGUACUAACUUGCAGAAUGUUUAUCUCUAUGAGAAUUCGAUCACCGGUUCGAUUCCUCGCCAGCUCGGCGAUCUCGCGAAGCUGCGGGAUCUGCUGCUCUGGCAGAACAAUUUAGUUGGAGCCAUUCCAGCGAGCCUCGGAAACUGCAGCGAGCUCGCCGUGAUUGAUCUCUCGAUGAACGGGCUCAACGGCCAGAUCCCGUCCUCCCUUGGUAACCUCACCGCUCUCCAGGAGCUUCAGCUUAGCGUGAACCAGGUCUCCGGUCAGAUUCCCGCCGAAAUUUCGAACUGCCGUACCUCACCGAUCUUAAGAGCUUACAAUAAACCAGUCUCAGCACGAUUCUGUGAUCUCGUGCAAGCUCAUCGAAUCUCGAAUGCGCUGAUAGGGAGAAUCCCGGCGGAGAUCGGGCGGUGCACGAAUCUUGAAGCGGUUGAUCUGUCUCAAAACUCGCUCACCGGAUCGAUUCCUAAAGAGAUUUUUACCCUCCCGAAGCUCGCCAAGCUGCUGCUGCUUAAUAAUGAUUUGUCCGGUCCGAUUCCGGCGGAGAUCGGGAAUUGUUCGGGUUUGAUUCGGUUCCGAGCGAAUCUGAACAGAAUCGCGGGCAAAAUUCCGUCUGAGAUUGGGAAUCUGAGGAAUCUCAGCUUCCUCGACCUCGGAUCCAACAGAAUCUCCGGAGAGAUCCCACCGGAGAUCGCCGGAUGCAGGAAUCUCACCUUCGUCGAUCUCCACUCCAAUCAGAUCUCCGGCGUGCUCCCCGAUGGAAUCUUCGAGGGCUUGGUCAUGCUCCAGUACCUCGAUUUGUCAAACAACUCGAUCAUUGGAGGAUUGCCUUCUGAUCUAGGGCUGCUUACCUCAAUGACGAAGCUGAUCCUCGGAGGGAACCAGUUCUCCGGCGAGAUUCCGUACGAGAUCGGAUCUUGUUCGAGGCUUCAGUUCUUAGAUCUGAGCAAGAAUUCUCUCUCCGGCGAGAUCCCGGCGAGCUUGGGGAAGAUUCCCGCGCUAGAGAUCGGGCUGAAUCUUAGCCUAAACGAUCUGACCGGUCCGAUCCCGGUUCAGUUCGCCGGUUUGGUUCGACUAGCAAUGAUGGACCUCUCUCACAACAAUCUCUCCGGUGAUCUCCACUCUCUGUCCAGCCUCCAAAAUCUCGUAUCGCUCAACAUCUCGUACAACAACUUCUCGGGGAGGGUUCCUAGCACUUCCUUCUUCUCGAAGCUUCCGACAGCCAAUCUUGAGGCGAAUCCUUCACUCUGCCUCGCUCAGUGCGCUUCCGUCGAUAAAAUCGGCAAUAAAUCGCCGGUCGGAGCUCGAGUCGCCACCGCUGUCCUGCUCACCGCUGCGGUGCUUUUACUUCUCCUAGCCGUACUCAUCCUGAUUUCAAAGAGGGCACGUGGCAGUGGGACUUUGGCCGACGAGGAGAAAGGAGGCGAUCUUUCUCCUCCGUGGGAGGUGACGCUGUACCAGAAGCUCGACAUUGCCGUUGCUGACGUGGCGAGGAGCUUGACUGCCGGAAAUGUGGUAGGCAACGGGUGGUCAGGGCUCGUGUACCGGGUCCACAACCCGGUAACGGGAUCCGUAAUUGCAGUGAAGUGGUUUCGGGUUCUCGGCAAUAUGGGGAUCGUCGCAUUUGAAUCCGAGAUUGGGACGCUGUCCCGGAUUCGACACCGGAAUAUCGUCAGACUGCUGGGGUGGGCAGCGAAUCAUAAGACCAGGCUUCUGUUCUAUGAUUAUAUGCCUAACGGAUCAUUAGGGGGCUUAUUGCAUAAUGCCGGAUCUCCGGCAGUGGAGUGGGAGGUGAGGUUGGGGAUUGCUAUUGGGGUUGCAGAGGGUCUGGCGUAUUUGCACCAUGAUUGCGUGCCUGGGAUAAUUCAUAGAGACGUGAAGGCUGAUAAUGUUCUGCUCGGCGACCGGUAUGAAGCUUGCUUGGCAGAUUUCGGGUUGGCGAGGGUGGUGGACGAUGAGGAGGCCAGGGAUUCGUCGGCCCCGCCUUUUGCCGGUUCAUACGGUUACAUUGCUCCUGAAUAUGGAUGCAUGACGAGAAUAACCAAAAAGAGCGACGUCUACAGCUUCGGAGUUCUCCUACUGGAAAUCAUAACAGGUCGCAAGCCCGCAACAGACCCAUCAUACCCAGAAGGACAGAGUGUGGUACACUGGGUCCGAGACCACCUCAGACUGAAGCGAGAUCCUUCGCAGGUGGUCGACCCUAGACUUCAGGGUCGCCCAGAUGCUCAAAUACAAGAAAUGCUUCAAGCUCUAGGCAUUGCCCUGCUCUGUUCAAGCAAUCGUCCUGAUGAUAGACCUACAAUGAAAGAUGUCGCUGCACUUCUAAGAGAAAUCCAUCAUAUUGACUCUCCAUCCGCGUCGUCUAAAACUGGUAACGGAGAUGUGCAGAAACCGUUAUCUUCCUCCGGAGUCAAUGGUUCCCCGCAUUGUUUGUCAUUGGCUUACUCGACUUCAGCGAGUGAAAACUUCAAAUGAUGGGGGGUAUUUUGGUCGUUGUAUAUAUGCGAUGCUGUAUUCCUAUGACUCAAAUAUAUGAGAAGGGAAGAACACCUGAGGUUGACAUAUGCAUGUGGGAGGAUUGAGUAUCCCAAAAGCAAAAAAUGAGAUGUGGGGACGAACGAGCUGAUGAUUGAAACAGGGGAAGAGAAUCAGGAGAUUAUAUACGGAGGUUGCGAAUCGAGUUGUCAGUGAUUUUGUUAGGAGGAUAAGAAAGGGGAGGCAGGAGAGAAAGGGAGGAGGGUGUUAGCAGCAUUCCACAAACAGCGAAGGGGAUAUAGAGCCCACAGCUUAGUGAUGGUUGUUCCAUAUAAUUGUACAAUUAUUGAUGAAGGUUCAAGAAUGAUGAUAGCUUUUGUAGGGCAAGGUUGAAUUGAGUAUAAACCUUAAUGAAGUGAAGAUUUCGGUGUCA